Messenger RNA from Amoebophrya sp. A25, 377 nucleotides. Lineage: Eukaryota; Dinophyceae; Syndiniales; Amoebophryaceae. The record is from the annotation of a GenBank genome assembly.
ACCCAGUAUAAAAAAAUGAAAUUUUCAGGUUUUAAAAGUGCGGAGCUUUUUAAGCCCUAAGCAUUUGAGACUCGCAGAAAGCCUACAUGAAUGGCACUCCUCUCGUCUCUCGUCCUUCUCUCGUCGCUCGCGGCCUGUCACAGAAGGAACAAGCAGGGAGACCGAGGCGCAUAAUGAAAAGAAACCGACAAGAAAGGCCGCCCAGCAUCGAAGAGAACAAGGAAACCGACAAGAACAGCCAUCAGGCAACAAAGGGGGACCAGCUGUCGCUUUCGACAUGCUGGACGCAUCUCGUCGCUCGUGCCUUCUUCUCUCGUCCCUCGUUCUUCUCUCGUCGCUCGUUGCCGGUCACAGAAGGAACAAGAAGGCCGAGGUGC